This is a messenger RNA of Dentiscutata heterogama, 127 nucleotides long. The record is from the annotation of a GenBank genome assembly. Lineage: Eukaryota; Fungi; Glomeromycota; Glomeromycetes; Diversisporales; Gigasporaceae.
UCAUGAUGUAAUAACAUGGAUUCUUGCAAAUGUCGUGGAUAUUAUUAUUUCGAUCCAUUUCGCCUUGGUUAUUGCUGCCUAUGCUGCAGAACAUGGCUCUAAAGAAAAUAAUUAUUCCAAGGCAUAA